Molecule: messenger RNA, 522 nt
Organism: Zingiber officinale
Lineage: Eukaryota; Viridiplantae; Streptophyta; Magnoliopsida; Zingiberales; Zingiberaceae
Product: glutathione S-transferase T3-like
Exons: 1
Coding region: 1-522 (173 amino acids)
Source: RefSeq, a predicted model, not a curated record
AUGCCUUUUACAUCUCCGGCGGAAAAUGAGCCGUUUAGUCCGACUUUUGUUCCAGAGACUCAAUUGUCUGACCGUGAAACCCCAAUUGAGCUCGUAAAUUUGGAGAAGGUGGAUUCCGACACUGCAGGUAGAAGAAAGCGGUCAACAUGGAGUAAGGUUGAAGAUGAGGUUUUAGCAAGAUCGCUUGUUACUAGUAGUGAUGAUCCAAUAAUCGGCAAUGAUCAAAAGGUGGAUGCUUUCUGGGGACGUAUUGCAAGCUACUACAAUGAGAAUCAUCCUCCAAGUACACCAAAUAGAAUUGCUAGUGUCAUACGAUCGCACUGGCACAAUACCAUACAAAAAAAGGUAUAUCGCUUCAACGCAAAUUACAAUAGUGUUUAUAGUGUGUAUCGUAGCGGCCACAGUGAUGAGGACAUAUUACGGCUUGCAUAUGAAAAGUAUCGCGAGGAAAAUAAUGGCAUUGCAUUUAAUCUCGAGCAUAUAUGGAGAAUCAUAAAAGAUCGUCCAAGCUUUACUCCAUAG